AUGGCACCGUCCUCCUCCAAUCCCCCGCCUCACCGCAACAAUGAGCAGGCAAAGAGCGUCACCUACGCCCCUGAGAUCCGCGACCUCGACGACGUUGACGCUCUCCUCGACAGGAUGGACGCCAUGUCUCUGUCUCCUCGACCAAAAGCAUCCCGCAGCAAGGACGCUUAUCACUCAAACGCCGGCAUGAGCGAUCUGGCGGCGGCCAAGCCUUCUCCAGAGAAUGAAGGCGGCCAGAGGAGUGCUCUCGACCCCAACGAGGCUUACUUGAAAACCACUGGGAAGACGUUCAACUUCACUACUCCAAUGUCGCAGCGCACCUCGCCGGGUGAGAUGCGAAGCCCACCGCUCAGUCCAAAGCCGACCCUCAAGCUCGAGGAGCAAGGUUCCGCCUUGGGGGAAGAGGGUGGUGAAAAAAAGAAGAUGUUGCCGGAGGAGGAUUGGGUGUCGCCUGAGAAGCCCACAUUGGCCGCUGUCUCCGCGAUCGAAAAAGCCUCAGCUCCGAGCCAUGGUGAUGACGGUGUGUCCAAGUGGACGUAUUCCUUCUCCAGGCCCGAGUCAAGUCCUGCAGCCCUCCCAGGCAAGUUCCCGCAUCACGAGCGGUCAGCCACCAGAAAGAGCGAGAUCUCACGAAUUGGGGGUGCUCAGCUCCCACAGACACCCACCCAGGAGGAUUUGCUACACAAGACCCAGACUUUCUCCAAGCCUCACCACGUUUGGCGGCCCGUUGAGUCUGAGGAGAAAAUCCCCCUGACGUCCGAUCCUGACCGCCAACUCUUCUACCACACCGGAGUCGACAAGUUCGGCAAGCCUGAGGAGAAGGACCCUUUCAAGGCCGAGCAGGACGACCGGCAAGUCCACCCACCUCGUCCCAAGAGCCACUCCCCUCCCCUCCCCUACCCCAACCUCCCACCCUCAUCGCCAGCCAAAGACCCCCUUCCUGCCCUUCUGCGGCCAAAACGCCCCUGGGAGCGAUCAGCCGACGCCUACGGAUCAGUGUCGCCGGUGCAAGACGUCAAGACUGCGCAGAAGGAAGCCGCUCAAGUCGAAGGCAGAGGGCAGACAUCACAGGCCCUGGGUGUCGAGGGAAAGCAACUAGAGGCCAGCAAGGGCGAAGAGACGAAGACGGAGGAGGGCGAGGAGGAUGGGCAGCCGAUCCCCAAUGUGUUCCAGAAGAUUGGCAGUGCGUUCUCCGGCUCUCCCAACAACUAG
Molecule: messenger RNA, 1212 nt
Organism: Zasmidium cellare ATCC 36951
Lineage: Eukaryota; Fungi; Ascomycota; Dothideomycetes; Mycosphaerellales; Mycosphaerellaceae
Exons: 5
Coding region: 1-1212 (403 amino acids)
Source: RefSeq, a predicted model, not a curated record